AUGUCGGCCUCGGNCGCCCUCCUCCUGCCCAUCUGCUUCGCCGACUACGGCGUGGAGGCGCUGGGCGAGCAGGUGCUGCGACGGCGGCGGCUCCUGCUGCUGCUGGGCGCCGGGGGGCCGCUGCUCUACGGGCUCUACUGCCUGGGCAGCUCCCUGGGCGUGCAGGUGCUGCUGGCACAGGCCGCCCGCAUCAUCUGCCAGGGGCUCGACUACUUCAGCAGCCAGUGGAUAUGGACACUGGUAGUUGGUUACUUGCUGAUGGUUUCAUUCAAGUGGAAUAUAAGCACUGAACGUUACUUAAAAGCUGUGUCUGUUCCUGUCUGGAUUAUGCUGCUCUUUCAUUUAGCUUCUGUGGCAGGUUCCUGGAGAAUUCCUGUAUUUCUGGUUAUAGUUGUUCUGAUGACAGUAGGCAUGUUGCAUGAACAGCAGAAUGGAAAGGAGUCUUCUGGUGCAGAGCUUCCUGGUCAGAUGAUUUCCAUUGCUGCUUCAACAAUUGCCAUGGCAAUUUCAAUGACAGAAGAUGAGUCCAAUAAUGAACAUUCCUCCCAACCCUCAGGAGCAACAGCAGAAGGUGAUCAGCCUCGACCUCCACAAGCUUCAUCAUCUUUCAACUCCUCCUCUUCAUCAUCUUCUGGGAACAGACAAAGACCUGAGAUUGGAUCUUUUCUUAGAAAAAAGAAAACUAGUGAUAUUUACUUCGUUACUCUUGUGUGGGCGAUUGUCAUUGUUCAGAUCUGGCUAAAUUUUUGGAUUGUGCAGCUAUUGCCAGUGCCUUUUGCAGUUUGGGCUCUUAAAAAAUUUGUGGUUCAUUUUGGAGUUUUGAACUUCAUGGCAAAGCACUGCAAAAGUUGGUGGCAACUUGUUGAGAAUUUUGUCAAGGAACGUCAGGAAGCUCUUGCUCCACGGCCCAUCAGAGGACUUGGAAGUGUUAUGCUAAAGCUUGACAGUAAGCUGUGGCACUGGCUUAAUAAGAAGAUUAUCGUGUGGUUGGAGAAAAUGCUAGAUAAAAUAAUCAGCAUUUUCAUAAUAUUUUUGCUGGUGAUAGGAACUCUUCUGCUAGCUCUUCUCCUUACUGCAAAGGUACAUCAAGAGAGCGUUCACAUGAUUCAAGUCACAAGCAGCUUGAUCAAUGAGACAGUAGCCAGUCACCCAGAAUGGGCAAACUGGCUCCCAGAAGCUCAGGUCAUUCAGAAGGCGCUCAAUUCUGCAGCUAACAACGUAUACCAGUAUGGCCGAGAAUGGAUCACACACAAGCUCCAUAAGAUUUUAGGAGAAAAAGUAAAUAACACUGCUGUGAUUGAAAAGCAAGUGCUGGAGCUCUGGGACAGGCUUUAUCACUCUUGGUUUGUGAAGAAUGUGACACAUUCUGGAAGACACAAAGGACACAAAUGGCACAUAAACCGUCAAAACAGCUGGCUUGGAGAUAUUCUGGAUUGGCAAGAUGUUGCAUCCUUUGUUCAUGAUAACAUCGAAACAUUUCUCUCCAUCCUCGAGUCUCUGUGGAUAGUGAUGAGUCGCAAUGUGAGCCUCUUGUUUACUACAGUUACAGCAUUAGUGACAAUCCUCUUCCACAGUGGGACAGCUCUUCUCAAUUUUGUGCUUUCAGUGGUGAUUUUUCUGACUACGCUGUUCUACCUGUUGAGCUCCAGUGAUGAGUAUUACAAGCCAGUAAAAUGGGUGAUAAGCCUGACACCUUUGUCUCAGCCAGGUCCCUCCUCAAAUAUAGUUGGCCAGUCUGUGGAGGAAGCAAUAAGAGGUGUGUUUGAUGCUUCCCUCAAAAUGGCUGGGUUCUAUGGACUCUACACUUGGCUGACUCACACUAUAUUUGGGAUUAACAUAGUCUUCAUACCAUCUGCAUUAGCAGCAAUCCUUGGAGCAGUGCCAUUUCUGGGGACAUACUGGGCAGCAAUCCCUGCAGUCCUAGAUUUGUGGCUUGUGCAAGGACAGGGAUGCAAAGCCCUUUUGCUCUUGGUUUUUCACCUCUUGCCAACCUAUUUUGUAGAUACAGCAAUUUAUUCAGAUAUAUCAGGAGGUGGUCACCCUUACCUAACAGGCCUUGCAGUAGCUGGUGGAGCGUAUUAUUUGGGACUGGAAGGGGCCAUCAUAGGACCAAUUCUACUUUGUAUACUUGUGGUUGCUUCUAAUAUAUAUAGUGCCAUGUUGGUGAGUCCAACAAAUUCUGUGCCCACUCCAUCACAAGCAACGUGGCCUUUGCAGAUUUACCGGUCACCUAGAGAGAGUCCCGAGGAAAUGAAAAUGUCUGCAGAGUGAUGGAGGUGCUGGGAUGCACCUCUGCAACAUGAGGGAAUCUGUCUUCUGUCUUGGGUUCACAACAGCCAUGGCCUUCUGUCCCUUCCCAGCUGUGCCUGGGGGCAGCUCACAGGGAAGCAUAGACUGGGUUUUAGGAGAAAGCACUAGAACAUCUGCUGGUGUUGCAUUAUUGUGCACUUUGCUUCAUCGAGAGAGUGUGUCUACUUCCCAUGGCUUUGCAUACCAACACACAGUCAGCUGCCUUGUUGAAGACUUUGAAGACCUUCUGUCUUAUCAAAAGAAUAGUUAAGAGGACAGGUACAUCCACUGGAGUUAUUAUCUGCUGAAAUUACUAACUUGGCUUUUAUUUACUGGGUUAUUUGUCUUAUUAAACUGUAGUAGCUUUAAAGAAAGCUGUACUUCCAAAAUAUUUAUUAUUAGGCAAUCUGGUGGCAAAGAAGGGCAAACCACUCAUUGUGAAAUGAAAGUAUAAUAGUUUGCACCCCCUCAAUGUGUUUCUUUAUAAGCUUCAACCAUCAUCUGUAACUCAUAAUAACACUUAAAUAUUAUUCUUUUACAUGCACUGAAAUUUAAUGUUGUUGGAGACUGGUAUUUUUAAUACCUUCCUGAUAUUAAUAGAAAUGGAAACUAUUAAAUGUGGGUUUUCCUCUUACUGACAUACGAGGACUUGUUUAAAUAGUUUAAAUCUUGCCCCCAUGUGCAGCGAAAUCUGAUAAUAUUUUGCUGUUUGUCCACCCUCCCAGUGGAGUCAUCUUGUCAACUAAAUUUAAUCAAAGGCCUUAAGUGUUUUCAGAAAGUAGUAAUAUAGGAUAGUUGCAUCUCCUUCCAGUAACUGGAAGAAGUUUAAUGGGGAUUGUUUAAUGCUAGUUUUCAAAUGCUGUGGCUGAGUUCAAUUCACUUUUUAAACAAAUUUUACUACCAGAAAGAAAGGGGAGAGAGCAUGGAUUUUGGUUUAGUUUAGUUGAGGCUUUUUAAUCCUGUAAGUGUCUGGCCAAGUAAUUUUACUGAGAUAUAGGAUAUAUGCUAAUAUAUUAAGGUUUAUCUUAUUAAUAAACAAAGAUCCUGAAUUUCUGAAAUUAUGUAUUGCCUAGGUCACAGUGUCAAAUCCUCUAGUAUUUUUCUUCGAUACGUAAUUUUGCUUAAAAUGCAGCUUUAGUGACAUUUAAGGCCUUUUGUAUUGAUUGUCGAAACAUUUUGACACAAUGGAUCUUUAUAAACAGAUCCUUUUUGUAAAUGGGAAGUGGGGUUUUUUGGUAAAUAUUUCAUACUUGCACAGCUUUUCCACAAAUCCAGUGAGGCCCUAGGUACAAAGUAGCAGAUGCACUUGCUUAACCAAAGAACCACCAUUAAGUUUCUGGUAACUUGAAUUGAUUUCAGAGGUUGAUUGAUAAUGAGUUGUACAAAAUACAGGCACGCCUUGUAUUUGCUGUUGGCAGUAAUUCAAUGCUUGAAACAAAGGGAUCUUAUCCAGGGAUGAAGAUAUCUAAGAUGUGUGCACAAACAGCUUGCGGUAACAGAGGUGUUUUACUUGACUUCUAGGAGUGCUGACAGAUUUGAAGGUUCUUUCUAUGAUAUUGCAUGUAUUUUUGCAUUGUUUUGAAAAGCACAUUGCCAUUGCAAAGUGAUUGGAAAGUACCCUGAUACUGAAUAAAGUCCAGCUAUAGGUUCGCAAUAAACAGGCUGCCUAACAAGACACAAAUAGUCUGCUCCUCAGAUUCUCAAAAUAAGCUGCUGCAAUUUUACUGAUGAAAUUGUAUGUUUUAAGUGAGAGGGGUUGAGUAUGCUGUUUGUGCACACUUGCAUGUAUGUGCUUGAGGGACAAACUUGGGCUUAAUUUACUAGGUUGACUCAGGUUUAUCAAAAUAAGGAAACAUCCCAUUUAAUAUUUUAAAUUCUGAGAUAUCUACACAUCACUUUCAACUAACUGAUUAAGAAGAAUGUGUUGCUUGAAUCACAUAUCUGUUUUAUCUUCUUGGUUUUUUAGCUUACAAAAAUGCUUAAAUGAAACACAUUUUUAUGAUUGUUGCUGGCGAGGGUGGAGGAUGUGGGAAAACCUGAGGCUUUCCUAAAAUACUCCUGCAACUUUCUAACCAGCUGGAAUGAGACCACCAUGAUAUUUAGGCAACUUCUUUAUUGUAUUACUGUUUUUUUUAGUUCACACUUUUGCACUGAAUUGUUGUGUUCUUGUUGUAGCUUGUAGACAGCAUUUAAAACACCUCUUUGGUCACUGGUCAAGACAUGUUUAUUUUCCACAUGUCCUAUCCCAUUUUCUGAGACAAUCUUUCAUACUCCUGUGGUACUCUACUUGGUAAUUUUAAAGAGCCAUUAAAAAGCAUUAUUCUGUUUGGUUUUAA
This is a messenger RNA of Cyanistes caeruleus (blue tit), 4625 nucleotides long. It is a transcript of the gene TMEM245, whose product is annotated as transmembrane protein 245. The record is from RefSeq and is a predicted model, not a curated record. NCBI's taxonomy places the organism in Eukaryota, Metazoa, Chordata, Aves, Passeriformes, Paridae.